AUCUGCUGACAUUGGAGCCGCCUAUGGUAGGGUAGACCACCUCAGUCGACCGUGACCAGAGUUCUCUAGAGCAUGGUAUCCAAGCUAAGUCGACGACUAAGACCGAACUGACAAAAUGACCACCAUCAGCGCCGACGAGCUCACCAAACACAAUAGCAAGAAGUCUUGUUGGAUAGCUAUUGGAGACACAGUUUGGGAUGUGACAGACUUCGCACCAAAGCACCCAGGUGGCGCCAGUCUGAUCCUCAAAUUGGCUGGGCAAGAUGCAACAGAACAAUACAGCAUGUUCCACAAUGUAGCUCUCGUGAAGGAGACAUUGGGCAAUGAAGCCGCGAUAGGAACGAUCGAUAGGUCUUCGAUCAAACCACCCACAAAACCUAAAGAGAUCCCACUCGGCCCCCAAGAUGCCACACCCAGACGGCCUCCUCUCCGCAGUAUGAUCAACCUCCACGAUUUCGAAAAGGUCGCCGAGAAAUUCAUGACACCACUAGCGUGGGCCUACAUCUCUUCCGGCUCCGACAACGAAGUCUCCUUACGCGAAAACGCACUCGCAUACUCAAAAGUCUUCCUCCGAGGCCGCAUUCUUCGCAAAAUUAGCUCCAUCUCCACGCAAACCAACAUCCUGGGAAUCAACAGCAGUCUGCCAAUCUACACUUCCCCUGUUGGACUGGGCAAACUUGUGCAUCCGGAUGGAGAAUGUGCGAUAGCGAGAGCGGACGGAGAAGAAGGAAUCUGUCAGGUUGUGAAUACGGUAUCGAGCUGCACUAUUGAAGAGAUUAUGCAGGCAAGAGUGAAACCCGAUCAGCCGGUUUUCUGGCAAUUGUAUCUUGAUAAAGACUUGGAGAAGUCGAAGAAAUUUGUCGAGAGGGUGGAGACGGCGGGUGUGAAAGCGAUCUGGUUGACUGUUGAUAGUCCGGUGACAGGGAACCGGGAGAGAGAUGAGAGGGGAAAGGGCGUUGAGGACGAUACAGAAGAGAUCCUGGAAGAUGUGGUCAACGAUAUGAAGAGCGGCGGCGCUGGCGUUGCAGCGUCGAACAAUAGCUUUAUCAACGGCGAUGUGGAUUGGGACAUCAUCGCAUGGUUGCGAUCGAUCACAAAGCUCCCUAUUGUGGUCAAGGGAAUUGGUUGCGUGGAAGACGCUGUCGCAGCUUACGACCAUGGUGCAGAUGCAAUCGUCCUUUCCAACCACGGCGGCCGAUCGCAAGAUACUUCGCAGCCACCUCUGCUCACAUUACUGGAGAUCCGGACUUACGCACCCCACAUCAUGGGCAAGAAGAUGCAGAUCUUCGUGGACGGAGGCGUGAGGCGUGGGACGGACGUGCUGAAAGCUUUGUGUUUGGGAGCGAAUGCUGUUGGUAUAGGUCGACCUGUGCUGUUCAGCAUGUCUGCAGGAUACGGGCACUAUGGCAUUCGAAGGAUGAUCCAGAUCCUGAGGCGCGAGAUCGAAACGAACAUGGCAUUCCUGGGCGCCAGAACGAUUGCGGAUUUGUCGCCGAGUAUGAUCAACACAAAGCCGCUGGAGAACCUCUUGAUACCGUCUGCGAACCUGUGA
Messenger RNA from Cercospora beticola, 1552 nucleotides. RefSeq names its product FMN-dependent alpha-hydroxy acid dehydrogenase. Gene Ontology annotation, molecular function: oxidoreductase activity. The record is from RefSeq and is a predicted model, not a curated record. NCBI's taxonomy places the organism in Eukaryota, Fungi, Ascomycota, Dothideomycetes, Mycosphaerellales, Mycosphaerellaceae.